GAGACAUCGAACUGUAUUACAGGCAAGAGAAGACAACAGCUUACUGGUCGCAGGCUGCCCGAAACAUUCACACUGAGCAACGUGAGAAUUCAAGGCAGUGUCUGGAGGUCUUGAACAGCGAAUAUAUCCGCAAAGUAGAUCACCGCCACUGAGAACAAUGUGCCAGAUGAGUCAUAUUAAAUAAUAAUCAUUCAGUCAAUCAGAAGCACAAGUGAUGCAUGGACACCUCUGCUGUCCUAAAGUCAAGGUUGGCCAUACACCAGCACUGUGCUCUGUUUUUGGACAAGUCAGCCGGUUCUCAUUCUCUCAGUGUCUUGUGACUCAGUCCAGGUGUGACCAAAAACUCCACCUUACCAGACAGACCAGGUCUGACUGUGUAUUCCUCUUUUAGCCUUCUGUGAAGUCAGGCCAGACCACAUGCCUUCACACUACUGUAAUACCUACGGACUCAGAGUACAGUCAGAGGAGGAGAUGCUCUUUGAUACUGGACCGCGACCAGAAGAACACCAACGCCCUUGAACGCAGAGACCCGCCGGAGUACUGCAGUGUGUUCCGCCAUUGUUUGUUUUGGCGGUCCCAAAGAUUGGCAUGAUGGACUGGGUCUGGUUCUGAGCUCUUAGCUGGAUUAUUUGGAAUCCAGACAGGAACAUUCCGGGUCUGUGCAUGCAUUUGGACCAGGCGAAGUGUUGGAACUGUUGUUUUAAGCUCUUGAUCCAUACAUGCCUUCCCCCGUUGUCACAAAGACGCCGUUAUCCCAGUGUCUUGGUCCCAUCGGGCACGGGCUGGGGUGAGGGAAGAGCCGUGCUGGAACACGUGGAAGUUCGGUUUCGACGAGCCCCUCGCUGACCAGUCCCCCGUGGCCAGAGUCCUGGUUCUCCAGGGAGAUGCUUCAGACCGACAACUACUCGCUGGUGAUGCUGGUCCAGCUUCUGCUACUGACCUACGACCUCCUCGUCAACUCCUUCAGUGAGCUGCUGAGGACCACGCCUGUCGCCCAGCUUGUGCUCUACAUCAUCCAGGACAUCGGCCUCCUGUUCAACCUGAUGAUCGUCCUGCUGAUGCUGUUCAACACCUACGUGUUCCAGGUGGGCCUGGCCUCCCUGCUGCUGGAGCGCUUCCGGGCCCUGCUGUUCAUCUGCCUGCUCUACCUGGCCCUCAGCAUCGCCUCCCACUGCUGGCUCAUGAACCUGCGUUGGGUGGACAAAAGCAACUUUGUCUGGUCAGACGGUCUCCAAGCCCUGUUUUUCUUCCAGAGAAUGGUGGCGGUGUUGUAUUACUACCUCUACAAGCGGGCGGCAGAGCACCUGGCCGACCCCCGGCUCUACGAGGACUCCCUGUGGCUGCGGGACGAGUUCAGGGACCGCAAGAGCCAAGAUGGACGGAGCCGUGGACACAGAGGAGAGCUGUCGCCGUGAACGGCACCAGGUUGAAGGAAACUGUGGACCGGGCUGCGUGAUCACUGGGCACUCGAGUGGACUGACCCCGGGAGCCAGACUGAGAGUGAAGACGACGCUCCAGAGGGUGGGACAAAGCCAGCUGGGGGGAAAAGGUUCUGAUCCGGUUUGAAGAGUUGCUUUGACGUGCGAUUUACUGAGACGUUCCGCAAAGUCAGGGCUCACACGCAGGACGGGGCGCUGUGAAACAGGAAAUGAGUGGUUUCUACAUCCUUUCAUUGUUUACAAAAAUGAUGGUGUGUGUGUGCAGUCGUACACUCAAAGUAAAGUGACUUUACUCUGGAGGGCACAAUGUAAAAAAAAGCUCAGAGACAGUAACAAACAUAAGUGGAUCAAGGUGUCGUCUGCAGUGGGAUUUAUGGUUUAUCCUCAGUGAUGUAGAUUCACUCCAGAUGGAAUCUGGGCUAAGUGUAAAUGCAUUUGCAAUUGAGAUUGAAAGUGUUUAAAAUAUCAGUGUUAAUGGCCUUGGAGCAUGCUUAUGCAAAAAUGAGAAUGCAGAAUGUUUGUGAUAUUUGCAGGAAAUGUGCACCAGAAUGCAGCAUUCCUUAUUCGUUUACAGAGGAGAGGAUGAGGACAUUAGAUUUAUUCAUUGUUUUUAUAAGUAAUUUGAAUUAAAUCGGAUGUGGCUGUAUUUGUUUAUAAAAACAGCAGCUUGGGUAUCAAAUUUCAGGCUUCACUUCAAUGAUCAAGAUGCAACCUUAUCUGCUGAAUGCACAAGCUAGUCAUGUUCAGUUCCAUUGUAGUUACAGUGCACUACUGAAUUCAUUUUGCGGUACUGCACACACACACAAACACACGUAAGGCCCGAAACAUACCCUACGUAGGCAAAUGCAGUCGCCUCGAGCUGCGUGAAGUCGAUUUCAUGCGUCGUUGCGUUCUAAAAUGAGUCACCUGACAUUCUUAAGGCAACGUGAGCACAAGCUGCCGUGUCGAACGUCACAGAAAGGGGGCGCUAUAGGAGGCAACAAUUCGAUGAAGCCGUCUUCUUCCAUUUGUGCUUUCUUCCGCUGAGACUUUCACAAUUGUCCUGGAUCGCCCCCUUGAGGACUGGGGUGUAGUACCUCCACUGGGGCAUAAGUAUGCAGGUUGAGUAUGUACAACCGGACCAUACGUUUGUAAUGCAUCGGUUUGCUGUUGUCGUUGACGUUCACGGACUUGCAUAGGGUAUGUUUUGGGCCUAUUGCAGUGUGCUCUACCGUAAACUUCAAUUAAACGUAUUAUUAACCUUAGUGUUUCAUGCAAAACAGUUU
Conger conger (European conger) is the source of this 2704-nucleotide messenger RNA. Its product is annotated as transmembrane protein 138-like. The record is from RefSeq and is a predicted model, not a curated record. The coding region runs from base 885 to 1415 and encodes 176 amino acids. NCBI's taxonomy places the organism in Eukaryota, Metazoa, Chordata, Actinopteri, Anguilliformes, Congridae. The transcript is spliced from 5 exons. Gene Ontology annotation, cellular component: cilium.